AAAAAAGAAACAGAUUAAACUAAUUGGCAUCAGGAAUCAAGAAUUAACGUUGAAUUCCCAUUGUCGUACUAGCAUUCAGGUUUUGGGUGGAAGGUAAAAUCGGGUCGAAGAGUACACUGUUUUGGAUUCACUUUCCCUCGUCACUAUCAUCGUCAAGAAAACAAAAGCCGCCUCUGUCGGUGUCGUGCUACCCACCCAGCCAUCCCUCAAAACUCACACACCUUUCUCCUUUCUUUUCCGAGUUGCAGGUUUUUCACUUUAGAUCUCUUUCUUGGUUUUCUGACUCGUAAAGCGGACAAGAGGCAGGAUUGGUUGAGAGUUGUUGGCUUUAUUGUUAGAGAGAGAAAUUGUAGAAGAUGGAAGAUUGUGGUGAUUUUAUACAGUGGCUUGGACCAGACAUGUCUAUGAAAAUCCUGGCUUGUUUGGAGGACCCUUCUGAUUUUGUUCGUGUUGGCGCUGUCUCGAGCUCCUGGCGCCAAUACGUGAUUGAAAAUGGGUUUUGUAAACGUCUCUGCUUGGAAAUGUUUCCGGAAGUAUCGAGUAUUGCUGAUGCCAUCGAAGGAGACAAAAACACGAUUGACACCGUGGAAGUUGAGGUUGACGAGUCUGUGAAGUUGGCACGCUUGGAGAGGGAUCACCGAGUGUAUGCCUUUUUGAGCAGAGGGUUGAGUCCCUUUCUGAAGAAAGAUUGCAUCUUGGAGGCCAUUUGUGCAUCGAGCACUGAUAACUAUCCCGAAGAAAGCAUCCGGAAUACUUUAGUUCCAAAUGAUAUGGUUGGUCGUAGCGCUUCAUACUGGUCGAGCAAAGGAGCAAGUGACCCUGCUGUCCCCGAGACACUGACAUAUGAACUAGCUGCAAAGUUUUGCGUGAUUACUGAGAUUCAUGUACAGCCGUUUCAAGCCUAUUUUCAGUUUGGCUUCCCGAUAUAUUCAGCGAAGGCAGUGCGGUUCAGAUUGGGGCAUCCUAAGCAACCUAUGGAAUUAGAACGUAAUCGCACAGAUGAGUUUGGAGGCGUUAAAGAACCGUUUAGUGACAAGUUUGUGUGGACAUAUACCUCGCCUGAAUUCCCAAUGGCUCAAGAUAAGAAGCUGCAAAAAUUCAAGCUGCCGAAGGCGGUGCUUUGUGUUGGAGGGAUUUUGCAAUUAGAAUUGUUGGGCAGAGUUCAGAGACAAGAAAUGGAUGGCCUGUUUUAUAUAUGCGUGGCCCAUGUUCAAGUUGUUGGGAGACCACUCUUACCUGCAUUCGAUGCUGAAAUACUCGACCAAUCAGGGAAGUGCAUUUUGAAGUACUACCCGGAAGAAAAGCAUCCCGGGUCUCCUUCCAAGUCUGGCGAAGAGCAUUCAAGUAGGCAGUCUUGUUUUCAUAGAUUCACUUCACGUAUUCGAAGAAGUUGGGACCAAGCAAUUCUGAACACGGUAAUUUCAGCAGGAGCAGCCUUUGAAGACAACAACGAGGCUGCUUAGAUCCUCGUCUCUCUGUUUGCUCGUGCUUCUCGAGGUUCAUGAACAUCUCAUAACUGGAAUUUAUUUCUAUGAUUGUCUUGUGUAUAACUUGCACCAGGCAGACAGCCCAGAUUACCUGGUACAAGUGAGUGUACAUAUGUUACUGGAACAUUUAGUAUGAAUCCUUAAAGAAUCCAUGCAAUAAAACCUGCAAAAUCUUUCAUUGCUGUUUCAUCAA
This is a messenger RNA of Ipomoea nil (Japanese morning glory), 1680 nucleotides long. Its product is annotated as F-box protein At4g00755-like. The coding region runs from base 357 to 1463 and encodes 368 amino acids. NCBI's taxonomy places the organism in Eukaryota, Viridiplantae, Streptophyta, Magnoliopsida, Solanales, Convolvulaceae. The transcript has 6 exons. The record is from RefSeq and is a predicted model, not a curated record. Gene Ontology annotation, molecular function: protein binding.